Messenger RNA from Onychomys torridus (southern grasshopper mouse), 1027 nucleotides. RefSeq names its product SEC23-interacting protein-like. The record is from RefSeq and is a predicted model, not a curated record. The transcript is spliced from 3 exons. The coding region runs from base 239 to 1027 and encodes 262 amino acids. Lineage: Eukaryota; Metazoa; Chordata; Mammalia; Rodentia; Cricetidae. Gene Ontology annotation, cellular component: COPII-coated ER to Golgi transport vesicle.
GUGCUUGGUCUUGGUUACAGAGCCUCCUCCAACGGGAGUGCUGCUUCUAAGCCGUUGUUCUCCAUUGCUCUUCUGUUGUGUUGCAGAGGACUCCACAGAUGUUGGCGAGGAGGAUAGUUUCCUUGGUCAGACUUCUGUGCACACCUCCACCCCACAGACAUUCAGUUACUUCUCUCAGGGAUCAAGCAGUAGUGACCCUUUUGGGAACAUUGGACAGUCGCCCUCGACAGCUCCCUCAAUGUCGGCCGGACAGUCAGCAUUUUCCAAGCCCCCAGCCACACUCCCUUUUACAACAGGAUCCCAAGAUGUGUUGACUGCAUUUCCACCGUCUGUUUCCAAGGCUCAUCAUGGUGCUGCACCUUCCUCACAGAUGGGAAUGAAUACCUAUUUGCCUUCUCAGCCGAGUAGUCUCCCUCCAAAUUUUGGGAGCCCUCCCCAAGGGAUUCCUCAACAAGGACAUAACCCAUAUCGCCACACUCCUGUCAGCAGCAGGGCGAACCCCUAUAUUACACCCCCACAGCUGCAGCAAUGCCAGACGCCAGGCCAUCCCUCCUACCCUCUGCCUUCUGGACCCCCUGUGCAGACGUACCAAAUGCCGCCAGGACCCAUGCCACCGCUCCCUCCAUCAAUGCAGUCACCAGCACAGCAGCAGGUACCUGCCAGACCAGCAGGACCCCAUGUCCAGGGACCAGCUCCUUUUGUACUUCAGAACCAGUAUGAACCUGUUCAGCCUCACUGGUUUUACUGCAAGGAGGUGGAAUAUAAACAACUGUGGAUGCCUUUUAGUGUGCUUGACUCUUUGAAUCUUGAAGAGAUCUAUAAUUCAGUGCAGCCAGAUCCUGAAAGUGUGGUUCUAGGCACGGAUGGAGGGCGCUAUGAUGUUUACCUCUAUGACCGCAUGAGGAAGUCUGUGUAUUGGGAAGAGGAGCCGGCUGAAGUGAGACGCUGUACUUGGUUUUACAAAGGGGACACAGAUAGUAGAUUCAUUCCCUAUACAGAGGAGUUCAGUGAAAAACUGGAGGUAUGA